UGACAGAGGGCUCACGUGAAAUCACCGCGCGCGCACGCGCACACACGAUGUGCUCUGUCUGCUUUCCAAUCUCAUCUGGAGGUUUUGGGGUAAAAUUGAUAGCCGCCUGUGACGUCACUGCGUUUCCGGUCUGUGCGGGAAGUCGCCUCGGUGGAGACGAACCAAUUUGCUGAUCGGCGGCGGCUUUGUUUUCUCCUGCUGCUGCUCGGGCUCUUUCUUUUUUUUCCCCUCCGCUCCAUCCAUCCAUCCAUCCAUCCAUCCAUCCAUCUCGCCCCGGAGGCGGGCAGGCGGGCAGGCGGGCGGCGAUGCUCCGCGCGGACCGGGCCGCCCUCGCAGCUGCGUCCGCCGGCUGUCGCGCUCACUAGCUCGGGCUCGUCCGCGCGUCCGUCAUGGUGCAGAAGUCGCGGAACGGCGGCGUGUUCCCCGGAGCGCAGGCCGACCAGAAGAAGCCGAAAGUGGGCUUCGUGGGUCUGGAGGCCGGCGGGACGGACUCCAGCAGGGACGGAGCGCUGCUCAUUGCAGCCGACGAAGGUCCUCGGCGCCAGCGCAGCAGCGCGUCGGGGGGCAAGAGAGCCCCCAAGAGGAACGCCCUCUACAGGCGGCUGCAGAACUUCCUCUACAACGUCCUCGAGAGGCCGCGCGGAUGGGCCUUCGUGUACCACGCAUACGUUCCUGCUGGUCUUCUCCUGCCUCGUGCUGUCCGUCUUCUCCACCAUCCGAGAGUACGAGAAGAGCUCCGAGGACGCGCUCUACAUCCUGGAGGUGGUGACCAUCGUGGUGUUCGGCGUGGAGUACUCGGUACGCAUCUGGGCGGCGGGAUGCUGCUGCCGCUAUCGAGGCUGGCGAGGGAGGCUCAAGUUUGCGCGCAAACCCUUUUGCGUCAUCGGUCAGUCUGCCACGUGCGAACAACACGCGCGCGCGCGCGCGCAUGCAAAGGUGUACUGGGGUUCGUGUCCGUGUGCGAAUCUGCGUGCACGUGCUUCCGCGCAGACAUCAUGGUGCUGAUCGCGUCCAUCUCGGUGCUGGCGGCGGGCACGCAGGGCAACGUGUUCGCCACGUCGGCCAUCCGCUCGCUGCGCUUCCUUCAGAUUCUGCGGAUGAUCCGCAUGGACCGGCGCGGGGGAACCUGGAAGCUGCUCGGAUCCGUCGUCUACGCCCACAGCAAGGAGCUGAUCACAGCCUGGUACAUCGGCUUCCUGUGUCUGAUCCUGGCGAGCUUCCUGGUUUAUUUGGCGGAGAAAGAGGACAACGAACAAUUUGAGACGUACGCCGACGCCCUCUGGUGGGGACUGAUCACCUUGACCACCAUCGGCUACGGAGACAAGUUCCCCAUCACUUGGAACGGUCGCCUGCUGGCAGCCACCUUCACGCUGAUUGGCGUUUCCUUCUUCGCUCUGCCAGCUGGCAUCCUGGGUUCUGGUUUCGCUCUGAAGGUCCAAGAGCAGCACAGACAAAAACACUUUGAGAAAAGACGAAACCCAGCAGCCGGACUCAUUCAGGCCGCGUGGAGGGUAUACGCCACAAAUCUGAGUCGAUCUGACCUGACGUCCACGUGGGACUACUACGAGAGGACCGUGUCCGUCCCCAUGUACAGGUUAAUUCCACCCCUCAACCAGUUGGACCUGCUGAGGAACCUCAAGAACAAGUCAGGACUGUCAUUCAGAAAGGACGUACAACCGGAACCUUCUCCUAGUCAGAAGGUGAGUCUGAAAGAGAGAGUCUUCUCAUCUCCACGCAGUUCAGGAACCAAAGGAAAAGGGUCUCCACAGCAUAUGGUCCCGGUGGUCGGUCCGGGCGUGGGUCCCAGUGUGACUCCCGGAGUUCCCAACGUGCCCGGGGGUGUUCAGGCCCUGCGCCGUUCCCCCAGCAUAGAUCCCAGUCUGGAGGACAGCCCCAGUAAGGUUCCAAAGAGCUGGAGCUUCGGAGAACGCAGCAGAACUAGGCAGGCCUUCAGGAUCCGAGGAGCCGCAUCCCGCCAGAACUCUGAAGUGCUCAUAGAGAUGCAGGAUGAAGAGUUCAGACAGAAGAGCUCGCCAGACGCGAGCCUCCCGGGAGAAGACAUGGCCGACGACAACAAGAGCUGCCACUGUGAGUUCGUCCCGCAGGAUUUGACGCCCGGCAUCAAGGUCACCAUCCGAGCCAUCUGUAUCAUGCGCUUCAUGGUGUCCAAAAGAAAGUUUAAGGAGAGUCUUCGUCCCUAUGAUGUCAUGGACGUCAUUGAACAGUAUUCAGCAGGACACCUCGACAUGCUUGCACGCAUCAAGAACCUUCAGUCCAGGGUGGACCAGAUCGUGGGCAGAGGAACACCAAUUGCAGACAAGGACCGACCCAAAGCUGCAGGGGAAGAACUCCCUGAGGAUCCCAGCAUGAUGGGACGCUUGGGGAAGGUGGAGAAGCAGGUCCUCUCCAUGGAGAGAAAGCUGGACUUCCUAGUCAAUAUCUACAUACAGCGAAUGGGAAUCCCUCAGACAGAGACGGACGCCUACUUUGGAUCCAAGGAACCAGACCCGGCGCCACCUUACCAUAGUCCGGUGGACCAGCUGGAGAAGAGCCAGUCCAUUCACAAGAUCCCUCAAGUGUUGCCAGCCGACAUUGUGGACAAGAGUCAUUUUGGGACCAAGAUGGUCCGGUCCAGCAGUUCUACUGGCCCCCGGAAUCACAACGCCACCACCUGCCCCCCCUCCACCUCCUGGCAGCCAAUCAGUUCCCAACUCCACCAACAGGCCCCGCCGCGCCCUCAGCGUAGCCACGGGAACACCCCAAGUCCGGCUGUGGACGGGUCACUGGUUCGGCUUCCACCGCCGCCGGCCGGAGAACGGCAUGGUGGGAAUCGACCUAACCGCCACAGUAGCGGAGAGAGGGGAGGGGCUGAGAGGGCCGAGAGGGGGGGCGAGGAAGCAGGAGGGGCAGCAGGGGAGGAAGAGGUGAAGCCCGACAGCGACCGCUCCCUGUCCAUCCCAUCUGUGGACCACGAUGAACUGGAGCACUCCUUCAGCGGGUUCUCCAUCUCGCAGUCCAGGGAGAAUCUGGACUUCCUCAACAACGGUUUCUACUCAACCACCAACCUGGGGGGAGCAGCGGGGGCCACCGUGAGACCCUACAUCGCGGAGGGCGAGUCGGACUCUGACUCGGAGCUCUGCGCGCCCUCGCCGCACUCGGACCGUGCCUGGACCGGAGCGAAGUAGACCCAAGUGGAAAUGAGGUAGAACCAGCAUAACUCUAAAUAAAAGAAAUAGUAAUAAUAAUAGAAAUGUGAAAAAACACCAGCUGUAAAAGAAAGCAAGACAAAGACAUAACCUACCAGCUGGUUUCAUCUACUUUGGUUUUCUGAUCACUGCAACACACAAGACACGCUUGCACCAGGUUGGUUGACGGCAGGGUAAAGCUUGCUCCUGGUUGGUCACUGCAAGGACACACUUGCGCCUGUGCGGUUCACUGCAGGCACACGCUUGGUCUUAAUUGGUUCACUGAAACACUGAUAAGACACGCCCACACCUGACUGGUUCACUGCAGGGACACACCCGCUUCUGGUUUGACACGGAGGACACACUCACGCCUGAUUGUUACACUGCAAAUAGUAAAUGGACUGCACUUAGGUAGGUAGCGCUUGAUCUGCACCGUCACAGUGCCCAGAGCGCUUUACAAAGCCGCACAUUCACCCACAUUUCAUAAACCAAUGCCAGGCCCAUUGGGAGUAAAUUAGGGUUCAGUGUCUUGCCCAAGGACACUUCGACACCUUGCCCAGGGAUUCGAACCAACUACCCUCGACCUACUGACCCACAGCCGCCCCACGUGCCACUGCAAGGACACGGUAGCCCCUGAUUGGUAGCGCCUGAUGGGUUCACUGUGACACCGAGGGGACAUGUUUGAACGCUCGCACCCGAAUGGUUCACGCUAGUUGCCCGCUUGUUUCUGCGUGAAACACACUUUGUAUGUACGUGUCCAAGUGAUCCAGCAGUAAAACAUGUACUGAUUGUUUUGGAAAAGGUGACGUGCCUAGUUUUUACGAUGUUUGCCUGAAGGUGGCGCCCAAGCUUCAGCCAGUCACACAAACGACAGAAAAUCCAAUUUGCCUUUUUCAAUAAUUAUCAUUGGAAACAAUAAGCCAGAAGACACUUCAGUGGUCUUUAAAAAAAAAAGUCUUUGAGCUAGCUAGCUAGCUAGCAUUGCUAGAUGGACAACAGCCAACGCAAGCGCUAGUUUGUUCAAAGCUUCCACCACUUCAAAUGCUAACAAACGAUUGAGUCUCAAGGCUAUAUUAAAUUAUUUACAUUAUUAUGCUAACUUAGCAUGGCUUUCUGUGCUCUAUUAUAGAGAGCAGCGCUCAUGCUAACGAGUACAGCUAACGGCAUUAAUGCAGGCUUGUGUUAUAUAUAAUCGACGAGUACCGUGUGCGAAACGGAGACAUGUUCGCAAAUCUUACCGUUUAAAAAGACUUAACUUUGGAAUGUGGAGGAAACAGUUAGCUCACGAGCUAACAUGCUAAUGCUGCAGCUCCACAGAAAGCUCAUCAAAAAAGUGAGAAAGCUUACUGAAUGGUCACUUUUUAUAACCAGCAACUCGCAUCCAUCAAGACAAGUCGGGAAGUUUCCGUUUUGCUAAAACACAAACUAACGCUGUGCGCACACAAAUAGGUUGUUUGUUCCCACACAUAUGGCUUCCCUUUCAUGUAUUCAUAAAAAGAUCACGUCUAUGCUCAGUUUAUCUUGUACUACAGUAUAAUUGAUCAUUAACAACCAAAAUGCUCAAACAUGCUGACUGAAUUUAAAAAAUUAAUGUACCUUGUUGGAGGGAAUUAUUGAAAGCGCUCUCCCAAGGUAAUCAAAUGUCAAAUCUGAAAUUGUGUUCCCCAAUAAAUGAACAAAUGGUGA
Molecule: messenger RNA, 4871 nt
Organism: Phyllopteryx taeniolatus (common seadragon)
Lineage: Eukaryota; Metazoa; Chordata; Actinopteri; Syngnathiformes; Syngnathidae
Gene: kcnq2b
Product: potassium voltage-gated channel subfamily KQT member 2
Exons: 18
Coding region: 390-3185 (931 amino acids)
Biological process (GO): transmembrane transport; potassium ion transport
Cellular component (GO): membrane
Molecular function (GO): voltage-gated potassium channel activity
Source: RefSeq, a predicted model, not a curated record